This is a messenger RNA of Guyanagaster necrorhizus, 1113 nucleotides long. RefSeq names its product snare-like protein. NCBI's taxonomy places the organism in Eukaryota, Fungi, Basidiomycota, Agaricomycetes, Agaricales, Physalacriaceae. The record is from RefSeq and is a predicted model, not a curated record. The transcript has 3 exons. Gene Ontology annotation, biological process: endoplasmic reticulum to Golgi vesicle-mediated transport. Gene Ontology annotation, cellular component: TRAPP complex. Bases 76 to 723 code for a protein of 215 amino acids.
CCCGGGUGCCGCUUGACGACACGGUCCACGAAAUUCAAAAUUUAACUUCAUUCUGUUUGCAGGGACGUUGUUGCAAUGACAAUCCACAGUCUGUACAUAUAUGAUAGGCACUGUGCUUGCGUAUAUUAUCAGGAUUGGCAUAGGACGAGGCGGCCAAAACUCGCGGUCGAAGGGGGAAUAAUGCCUGCAGUUUCUCAGGCGGUCUCUGCGCAUCCAGCAGAAAUCAAUCAACCAUCCUUGUCGACCGCAGGAAGCACUCGAAACACCCUCUCCUCAGGUUCUGGCGCUGCAGCCAGUGACUCUCCUUCUCCGUUGCUGCAGACGCCAGUUUCCGCUGCUUCAGCGUUGAUGACAUCUGGUCCGAUCACUAGUACGGGCUUGUCUUUCGACGAGGAAGCAAAACUUGUAUAUGGUGUUAUACUGUCACUCCGUAAUAUGAUCAGGAAGUUGUCGGGAAGAGACGAGCAGUUUGUGAACUAUCGCACCUCUGCGUACAAGCUACACCUCUUUGAGACAAUUUCAGGGUAUAAGUUCGUCAUGCUCAGUGACCCAAAUACAGACUCUCUUCGGUUCGUCCUUCGCCAGAUAUACGUUGGCCCGUUCCUUGAAUAUGUCACUCGCAAUCCGCUCGUUAGCAUGGACUCUACAGAACGUGGAAUAGACAACGAAUACUUCCGUUCCAGUGUUGAUCGCCUUGUUCGAGGCAUGUCCAUCUUUGCUUGACCGCGAAUAUUAUCUCUAUAAAAAUACAAAAUCGGUACAAAUCUGUAUAGACUUGAGAACACGUCUUACACCGCACCCUAUUAUCUGUCCAUUUGAAUCUAGGUCGUAGAGUUAUCUGUCGCCAGCUCUUCCUGUCGCUCGAAUUGUUCUCGCAGCACACUCAUCAAGGAUGUCUUUAUCUCUCGUUCUGCUGCAGCGUCCUCUUUGUCGUCCGUCUCCCCUGCGACGGCCUCGUCAAGAGCCAACUUCGUUUCGCCCAACCUCAGCAUAUCCUCUUCUAUAGUUCCCCGUGAUAUUAGUUUCACGACAUCCACAUCACGCUUCUGCCCAAUGCGGUACGCACGGUCUUGUGCUUGGCGGUCAUUGUGCGGAUUAAAAUCUUGGUCGAAC